AUGAGUUCCUUACGCCCGAAAUGCACGAUGUCAAUCUCCUUGGUGCCGAUGGGUGAGCAGCUGACGCAAAAACUCUUCGUGAACCUGAAGUGGCUGCUGCUGGCCAUGGACUGGCCAUUGUCAUGGCUGAAAUUCGAUCUGCCACUGUUGGAUCAGUUGAAUGCGAGCAUCGUCACGGUCAAGCGAAAAGAAGAAAACGGAGGCGACCUUGCGUACGCUGAGAUCGCCACGCUCACGGAGGACUUCGCCAGUGAGGCCCUCCAUCCCGGAGACCUGAAACCGUCUUUGGGAAAGGCGCUGAACAGCGCCAUGGUCGACAUCAGGGCCGGCAUCAAAGCAUCGGGCGAGCUCAAGAAGGCGGAGAAGAAGCUCGCCGCCUACAUCAAGUCCUUGCAGAAGAAGAAGAAAUGA
This is a messenger RNA of Symbiodinium sp. CCMP2592, 411 nucleotides long. Lineage: Eukaryota; Dinophyceae; Suessiales; Symbiodiniaceae. The record is from the annotation of a GenBank genome assembly.